CAAAAAUGCCAUUGAAAUGUGAAAUAUGCAAUUUCUGCAACUUGCAAUCUUGAGCAAUACUUAUUUGUACAAUUAAUUUGAUAAAAAUUAUGCGAUAUCGCACGAUGCUCUCCAUUUAUUCGGGGUUUGCAACGGAUUGUGUCGGCACUGCCGACAUACACGCGAAAGAGCGAGAAAGAGAAUCGGUUGGCGGCUUGCAUGUGCGGGUGUGGGCGCCUCGCCCUCGGUAUCUCUCUCUUUCUCUCUCUCUAUCGCUCCCGUCAGCUCCGGUGCGAAAUUUAACCGGCUGCAAGUAAUUUUCGUCGCUCGAGUCAUCAUCGAGUGGCUUCUACGGUGUAAGCCAAAAUAGCCGUCGCCGUCGCCCCGCCUCUCGAGCAGGAUUCUCUCGCGUCACGUAUCGACGUUCUCGACCGGGUUCGUCGUCGUCGCGACGGUAGUGCGGGGCCAUCUUUAAAUGGACGAACAGUGGUGAAUGUGCACGACGACGAAGACGACGAGGAAGACGACCACCACCACGACGGUGGCAACGCCAAGGACGACGACGACGACGGCGACGGCAACGACGACGGGGUGCGGAAGGCGAAAGAACAGCACGAGAAGCGCGCGGGGUUACCACCAGGAGUAUGGAUCCCUCACCCCCGUGAGCUACGCCGUCGAGCAAGCACGUCAUUCAGGACAAAGCGCUGAUAAUCAAGAAGUGAGCAGCGGAGUCUGCAGACACCGUUGGCGGUAUGAGCCGGCCGUCUAAAGCCGUGACCCAAGCGAAGAAAGUAGCACCACCGGCUGUACCAGACGUGUUUCGACACUCUGGUUCCUCAUUUGGCUCGGCUGGAUAUGCUAGCAGCGAGGAUAGCUGCUUCCUCUCCGGAAGCGGACCCGGAGGUACGACAGACGAUGGAUCCUACGGGAUGCCAUCUGGAAAAAGUCCGGGACCUAUUUUUACCCAUCCUGGCUUCGCCUUUCCGCCGGUCGUCGGCAAGUACGCCCACGCCGAAGAUCAAGGUAUUGACAUGACACAGAGUCCCGGCAGGGACAGCCCUGGCAGUUCAGGAUCGGGUUCCGGUUCUAGACAUUCUACAGCUUCGUUGGAUUCCGGAAGAGCGUCUGGCUAUCAUUUGGGACCUAGAGGGCCCGGUGCUCUCGCCUCGUCUCCCAGAUGCUCUAUUAGCUCCCUUGGAAGUCAUCCCGACAGACCAGCGGACCUUGAUGUCGUUCAUGCUUGGCUAACCGAGCUCCAAUUCGAAGAAUACUUUCCCCUGUUCGCUUCCGCAGGUUAUGACCUCGCUACUAUAACGCGCAUGACGCCGGAGGAUCUUACAGCUAUAGGUAUUAAGAAACCUAAUCACAGAAAGCGGCUGAAGGCGGAAAUAGACAAUUUAAAUAUAGGAGACGGUUUGCCGGAACACGUGCCCGGAUCGCUGGAGGAAUGGCUGAGGCUUCUCAGGCUCGAAGAAUAUCUUGGCGCUCUUCAUCAACAGGGUAUGCGUUCCGUUGAGGACGUGACGACUCUCACUUGGGAGGAUCUCGAGGACAUUGGUAUUGUACGCCUAGGGCAUCAAAAGAGGUUACUCUUGGCUAUUAAGAGAGUUAAAGAUAUUCGUGCUGGCAAACGUAUACAACCGCUUGACCUUGCGCGUUUACCGCCACAUCCCGGACAUACGCAGGACGUUGUUAUACAACGAGGUGGGCCCGACUUACCGUCGCCUGAUGAGGACUGUUCCUCGCCUGUACUCAGAUCUUUUCAAAGAGGUGGAAAUGAUACCACUUCCGGUGCUACUUGGAGAAGUAUGUAUGCCGCGCUUCCGGCUGAUUAUAAUACUGUUGGCCGUACUGGCUCUCGGGGAAAGUCUUUGGAAAGCUUAGAGGACGCGCCUCUUGGUUAUCCUCCGUCGCCGGCGCCGAUCUCGCAUCCACAGCCUCUCGAGUGGCGUCCACGUAGCUUCGAAGAUGGCGAUCUCACACCAACGAAUGAUGCUUCCGUUGUGGAUGCCGGUGGCGGUACUCUUCCACGACCAAGACAUUGCCUUGUUCGUCCGCGGCCCGUCGCCAAGGUCACCGCGACACCGGGGCAAUAUAAAUCCUUGCCAAGAGAUUUCGAUAACAAGUAUCAAUUAACCUACGGACUCGAGAGUAGUCCGCAUCUUCCGAAACGAUGUCCUCCGUCGCCCCCGAGACGGCAGAGCUCUAGGGAUGCAACUAGUUCUUCCGUGAGUGUAGGUGGUACCGCUGUCGGCGACGUUGUGAUAGACUGUAGCGGACCAGUACCGACUGCUUCGUGCGACGAUCAUCAUAUUCACCAGCAUCAUCAUCAGCAUCAUCAUUUGCUUCAUCAUCCGCCGCCGCCGCCGCCAGCACCCACACCAGCGCCUUCCACACCGCCGCAACUGAAUCGGCCGCCCUCCUCCAUGUCGCGCUCGUGGGGUAGCGUCAGCGUUAACGUUAACGAGGAACAUGAGCUAAUUGCCACUCUCGCUUUACAGCAUCGCAACGGAUCAGACGCUAGUUUUAAGUCAAGUUCCAGUACAGAAUCAGACUCAUUGCCGUUCGCCAAUGAGAACGCCGGCACGAUAAAACAAAGGGCCGGCCGAGCGCAAGAGUACGUACCGGGCGGACCGACUAGUAUCGGUGGUCACGUAGUCAAUCAUCAUUCCACUGUUGGUGAACCUGCGGACGUUUUGAACGACAUUGGAAAUAUGCUUGCCAAUCUCACGGACGAGCUCGACGCGAUGCUCGAAGAGGAGAAACGCCAGGGCCUGAACUCAUAAUUGUCACUGCCUUCGUUUGCACUUUUCUAAUUGACUAGAAUUGCCAUAAGAAACGCAAGCUCACACAGUGGCUUUUGUUGCCGGUUACGUGAGAUAAAGACUUAAUUAGUGCAGCGCACACAAGUCGGACACGAUUGAAUUCACGCAAUUCACGAGAGGACGAGCGGACGCGAAUCGCGGUGAGAUUCAAAUAUUGGAUCCUAAGAAUUUUUGAAAAAAUUGUGGAAAUAUUUAUCAGCGUAUAAAACUUUUACUUUCGUUGCAUUUUUCAUUCCGAGAGGAACGAAUGAUAUCGCUCCACAUCGACGGUACUAUUGGCUCGUAUUGUACAAAAAUUAAUGCGUAAUGUAAAGCAUAUUUUCAUCUAUACUUUCUGCUUCGAUCACUUUUUUUCUCUUCGUCGGAAGGAAAGAGCGCUUUACUUUCACGUGUGGGAACAUCGGAUGAUCCACAAAGUUUCCACCUGUUCUAUAAUGGUAUUGCACAAUCCGUAAGUGUCUUCUACUUCUAUUGAAGUGGUAUAGUAUUACAUUUCUUUAUCAUUUUUUAUUUCUCUUACGACGGACAAUAUUAACGAGUGAUAAAGUGAAACGUAUCGCUCUUAUCUGUGUAACGAAUUAUCGCGACAUCCAUCCAAACGAACGAUGUGUGGAAUAUUGACGUGGCACGUGGGGGAGGGGAAUACAAUUUCUUUUUGACGAGUAUGUUGAAUGUGUGAACUAAUAAUUCAUAUUGCAAAAGUGUGUUGCGAACGAUUUGGAAAACGGCACGCGCAGCUUUUGCACAUCCAUCUUACAAUUUGUCUGUGACACGUCAAAUUCGACUCCUCUUCUCCAAGAAUUCGAUUUCCGUUGCGUAUACAUUCCAGUCGACAUUUUCCCAUUUCCGUCCUUCGUUGAAUCGAUAGCGUAAUAGACAUCGGAAUUUUCUACAGUUGACUAUGUUAUAAUGGCGGGGGGCGCAAAGACAGAUAAUUAAAUGUGUUUCAUCGCCCGAGUGAAGCACAGCUCCGAAAACAGAUUAGAAUGGCGUACAUACUUAUAAAGAAAUUGUUACAAUGAUGGAAAAUAAUUUUAACAUCCUCGGUCAUGAAAUGAUUUUUCGCGGAAAAGAGAUCACAAGACAUAGGCAAUGCUUUCCCUUUCCUAUCGAUCGCAGAUAGAAUUUUCAAGGCAAUACGGUUUAGUACAGAAACAUAAGUAAGGUAUACCAAUUAACAUUUUGUAUUUAUUAUCUGUACUAAUGAAUAUUUAGAGGCGUACAUAAUUCACUAUUAUUGUAUGGUACAUCCCGAUGUGCGGAGCACUUGGAAAGUAUUCAUACGCAUUAAAUCAAAGUAAUUGUAGCUAACGGGGGCACAUUUUUGAGGUAGGCACCCGAAUGGUCUUCGCUAAUGUGUUACUACUGGUACGUUUUGAGAUCUGAAUAUAUAUAGUAUUUUACAAGAAAUUUUUAUGAAAUACUUUAUAUGAUACUUUAUAUAAUAUUAUAGUAUUGAAUAACGCAAUGAUGUGCAAGCAGCAGAGACUUAAACUAACAAUUCUUCGAAGUGACGUCGCAGAAAAUCUUGCUUGACACUUUUAACACUUCAAGAUAAAAACCGAGAAAAAUUCUCUCUUCCUAUAUUAUUGAUCUAAAGCCAAUUUAUAUUGAUAAUUUGCUACCUAUAUAUAUAUAUAAAUAUAUAUAUUAAUCUGUUAUUAAUAUUUGCAGUAGUACAUCCAUCUUUCAUGUUAAGAGAUCACUUUACGUACCAGUUUCGAUGACUGACAAUGCAAAACGCAUGAUUUAUGAUAAAAUGUAUAAUUAUUAUACCACCACUCCCCCCUGAGACACAUUCUAUUUUUAGUCCUAACGAGGAUCGUUAUUUAUAUCUGGAUCCAAUUGGGAUCCAUUCACAGAUAAGAAAGGAACACAACAUAUACGGAAUUCUGAGGUACAUUUAGAAGUAAUUGAUGAAAAAAGGAAGGCUGCUCGCAGUGCAGACUGGAGUUUUGUCUUGUUACUGUAGGUAUUAUAUAUAUGCUGUAUAUAUACAUAUAUGCGUAUGUACAGGAUGUUCUAGAAAGAUAAAAUAUCCUUUUAGCAACAGAUGCUUCAAGUGAAUUUGCAAUUGAUUUCUUUCAAGGCGAAGAUAUUGAUUUUAAUUUUUAUCAUAAGAUAUAUUUAUAACUGAUUUUUAAAGUUUUUAAGUGUUAUUUAAUAUUUGAGAUUUUUAAUUACAAUAUAUGAAAAUCGUUGGUUUUCUUCAAAACUAAUUCCAAAGAAUCUGCCAUUAAAAGAGAUUGUCAUCAAUCUUUUUAGAACAUCCUGUAUGUACAUGUAUGUACGUAUGUAUGUAUAUACAUUAUUAGUAAGCAGUGAAUUUAGGAGGGCAUACGUUCCGCGAUACUACGAGCCUUUGAGCGAGAUGGAAUAAUCUGUUGUUUUUGCAGAUGAAUCAUACUAAUCAGACGCAUGACUGACGCGCGAUGCGAACAAGUUACGCACAUUGUAGGUUUGUACUGCAAUUUGAUAUAUAUAAUGUUACGAUAAUGCAAUCAUUCGAGCGAGCCAGCGUAUAUCUCAAUUUUAUGCUGUACAGUUUACGAUAUAUGUUUCGAUUAUUGUACAAAUAUUAUGCUUUUUUAACAGCGAACUAUUAUAUUCUGGUUUAUAUUUUAAUUUAUAUCAAUGAUUAUUGCUUAUAACGUACAUGGUAAAUAAUUAAAUUGAUAAAAGAAUUAUAUCAUUGUAUGUAAUGCGUGUAGUGUGUAACAGAGUUGCCUGUUGCAUAAGAAUAUAAAUAAGAAUUGAUUAUUUUAAAAGAGAUGCAAAUCAAGUAUGAAAAUUUAUUAAUAGGAAUAUGCAUUAUAUUUAUAUUAGCGUUUUAUUUACAUCUUUGAUAUUGCCGUCAAGCAACAUCAAUUUAUGUAGUAUAUUGAUAUAAAGACACUUUUUAUUCCGCUAUUAGCAAUGUAAAUAUUCAGAUAACAAUGUGUUUCAAUUAUUUUGUUAAUUUUGAUAUCUAAUAGCUGAUUUGAGUACGUAAAAUUAUGCAGAUUUGCAAUAUUACACACGCUAUGAGAAAAAUUACUAUAAAUUAUCACAGCAAGUCAUUCGCAAUUUGCUGAAUAAAAGAUAAAAUUUGUUUUCGAAUUGCAUUGCAUUACAGCAGAAUAUACAUUCGUAUAUCAUAGUUUACAUAAUGCUUUUUUACAUGAUGCUUUUUUUUUAUCAUCAAGAAGCCAUUGAAUAAACGUGCAUUUUUUAAACUUAUUUAAUAUUAACUACAUUAAGUCAGCGCAAAAGUUUUUAUACUCUUGCAUUGAAUACGAAAGAUUAUAAAAACGUGAAACGCUUAAGUAUUAAAUAGCGCAUUUCUUUACAAUAAUGUUCUUCCAAGAGAAUGUAAUUCCCAUCAUUUUUAAUAAAUCAACUUCCACACACACAUAGAUGUAAACCGAUAGUUCUUUGGCGUCCAAUAGAUGCGAAAAAAAUGGAUAAGCUACUCAGUUUUCAAGUAUUAGUUAACGUAAAUUCAGAGAUAUUUAUAUUAUACUGGUUUAUAGACAGCUAACUGACAGUGUCCUAAAUACAUUGCUUCCGCAUGGUAUAUAGGAUAUUACACACAUAUAUAAACAUAGCAUAUUAAUUAUAGUUUUUGUACAAACGUAAUGCGUCACUAUAGUCUCGCUCACAGCGAGCCCAAUGCCCGCCUAAACUGCAUUGUACAACCCCCUUUCCCUUCCAUGUUGAUUUAUAUAAAUGCGCGUUAGAUAUAUUACUUGGUUUAUUGAUUAAGAAAAAGGUGAUUGAUCUUUAAAUAAAGCCAAUGGACACACUUAUUCAUCAUCUCUCGAUCGAUACUCAAAUUAUUUCCCUCGUCUCAAAAGUGAGAAACAGAUUUUCUUAUGUAUACUUUGCUUAUGAUUAAUAAAAUUAAAUAUUAACAUUU
Linepithema humile (Argentine ant) is the source of this 6702-nucleotide messenger RNA. RefSeq names its product CRK like proto-oncogene, adaptor protein (gene ckn). Gene Ontology annotation, molecular function: signaling adaptor activity; protein phosphatase binding. The record is from RefSeq and is a predicted model, not a curated record. Gene Ontology annotation, cellular component: axon; focal adhesion. Lineage: Eukaryota; Metazoa; Arthropoda; Insecta; Hymenoptera; Formicidae. Gene Ontology annotation, biological process: axonogenesis; cell surface receptor protein tyrosine phosphatase signaling pathway.